AUGUCAGAAUUAAAAGUAAGUCCACGCAAGAGGCCCCAUGAGGGAAAGAAUAAGCCGUUUUUGAACGAAACAGCGACCAGCACACGGGAGAUGAAGCCAACUAUCUUCAGAAAACUGUAUCAGAGGGGUGACCUGCCCAUUGCUAUGGAGCACUACGGCAUGGGCAACAAAAUAUUUUGGAAGAAAGAAAUCGAGAAGUUGGAUUAUCACCACUAUCUUCCCCUAUUCUUCGAGGGACUUCGAGAAACUGAGCAUCCUUUUGACUUCUUCGCCAGCCGUGGCAUCAAUGACAUGUUGGAACAUGGCGGUCAAAAGAUACUUCCCGUUAUCCCUCAGCUCAUCAUACCCAUCAAAGAUGCUUUGAACACGAGAGAUAGGCGGGUCAUCUGUAGCACAUUGAAGGCCCUCCAGAAACUGGCAGUCUCUGGCGAGUUUGUCGGCGAGGCUUUGGUGCCGUAUUACCGUCAAAUCUUACCUGUACUCAACAUCUUCCGAGGAAACAAUUUCAAUUCUGGUGAUGGGAUCGAAUACGGACAGCAGAAGGGCUUCAACGUGGGCGACGUGAUCCAGGAGACCUUGGAAGUCCUCGAGAGACACGGAGGAGCAGAAGCAUUCGUCAACAUCAAGCUCAUGGUCCCAACUUACCAGUCCUGCAUGACCGUUCAGGAGUGA
This is a messenger RNA of Lytechinus pictus (painted urchin), 672 nucleotides long. Its product is annotated as parkin coregulated gene protein homolog. Gene Ontology annotation, cellular component: neuron projection; cytosol; vesicle. Gene Ontology annotation, molecular function: Hsp70 protein binding; Hsp90 protein binding. The record is from RefSeq and is a predicted model, not a curated record. NCBI's taxonomy places the organism in Eukaryota, Metazoa, Echinodermata, Echinoidea, Temnopleuroida, Toxopneustidae. The transcript has 4 exons. Bases 1 to 672 code for a protein of 223 amino acids.